This is a messenger RNA of Striga hermonthica, 690 nucleotides long. The record is from the annotation of a GenBank genome assembly. NCBI's taxonomy places the organism in Eukaryota, Viridiplantae, Streptophyta, Magnoliopsida, Lamiales, Orobanchaceae.
AUGAGAGAAAAAGGCGUUUCGAGCAAAUAUCUUCCCGAGAUAAUCGCGUCUGGUCGAGCAGUUCAUCGAAAAUCAUCGAGCUCAGGCUGUGAUCAUCCGUGGUGCGGUACACCUGUCUUGGUGACUCGGCCAGUUGGAAUGAACAUAGUUGACCUGGUCAAAGCUGGCCGGUUUACCCCGGACGAGGCUAUAAGGUGCUGUCACGAUUGUUUAUCCGCGUUAUCAUCGGCUAGUGGCUCUGCUGGGGUUCGGCACGGGGACAUAAGACCUGAAAAUAUCGUACGUGUGAAAAGAUCGGAGUUGAAGGGAUCGUGUUAUUAUUAUGUGCUGAUCGGGUGGGGCCACGCGAUUCUUGAAGAGAGGGAUCGACCGGCGAUGAAUCUUCAUUUCUCGUCGAGUUCUGCUCUUCAGGAAGGGAAAUUAUGCUCCGCAUCAGAUGCGGAGAGCCUUGUGUACACCCUAUAUUUCUCGUCGGGUGGGGAUUUGCCUGAGUUGGACUCGGUCGAGGGGGCUUUGAUUUGGAGGGAAAAUUUGUGGUCGAGGAGGUUGAUUCAGCAGAAGCUGGGUGAUAUAUCUGCCGUGCUGAAAGCUUUUGCCGAUUAUGUUGAUAGUCUAUGUGGGACACCUUAUGCAGUCGAUUAUGAGAUUUGGCUGAGGAGGCUGAGGCUACAUGUUAAUGAAGAGGAAUAG